AACUCUCGCCGCAUCACUUUCAACCCCAAUCGACUGUCAUCUUGCUGCGAACAUGCUGCCUCAAACACUUGCAACGCCUGGAGCGACUAGAUUAUGCGUAGGAAACCGUCGACGGAGCUGCCGCGAUUCGUGAUACCACACCCUCCGUCCUCCCAAUGGCGUCGCCGUCACGUACUCUUCGUAUUCACUGGGCUCCUGUUUGUGCUGUGGCUCCUUCGGUCGAGGCGUGCAUGUCCUGAAGGCGACGGAAUCAACUGGAGGAAAUACGCAUACAGCCUCUACGCGACGGAUGGCGCGACCUUGUGCCACGCUGUGCUAGUUUUCGACUCUCUCGCAAAGCUAGGUAGCAAAGCCGACCGUGUCCUGUUUUACCCGGACGCCUGGGAUACAGUGAUUUCGGACUCUCGCGAUCGCAAUAGCCAGUUGCUCGUGAUUGCGAGGGACAAGUACGAUGUUAAGCUUCAGCCGAUCAAGCUUUUGACAGUGGAAGGGAGGACGCGAGACGGCUUCACUGGCACCUGGCAGAAGUCUGUAACAAAGCUUAUGGCCUUCUCCCUUGGCUACUAUGACCGGGUCAUUGCGCUCGACUCCGAUAUCACCUUACUCAAGCCCAUCGACGAACUCUUCCUUCUCCCUGACACACCGAUCGCACUGCCGCGGGCGUACUGGUACAAGGUCGACCCACCACCACUGACCUCUCUACUCAUGGUCAUCAAGCCGAACCUCGAAGAAUUCGAGCGAUUCAAAGACGCUAUACAGGAGGGCGGGGAUACCGCAAUCGUGCAAGCGCACAAGUUCGACAUGGAGCUCGUCAACGAGCGGUUCGAGCACAGCGCGCUCGUACUCCCCCACCGGCCGUACGCGCUCCUGAGCGGCGAAUUCCGGAAGAAGAACCACACGGCCUAUCUAGGGAAUCCCUGGGAGACUUGGGAUGCGCAGAAGAUCUACGACGAGGCGAAGUUGGUCCAUUUUAGUGACUGGCCCCUUCCGAAGCCGUGGAUCAUGUGGCCGCUGGAAGGGCUCGCUGAGAUACAGCCGGAUUGCGGAGGGAGCCACCAGGGGACGUGUGCGGAGCGGAAGAUAUGGAAGGGGUUGUAUGAGGAUUUUCGGGCGAGGAGGAAGGACAUCUGUCGGCUUCUGAGUGUGCCUGCGCCGGACUGGUCGAAGAUCAAAGCGAGUGCGCCUGGAGACAACUCUACAGAGGUACAAGGGUAAGGGAUGAAGUAGCGCUGGUCCUUCAGAAAUUUAGUUUGCAAGAUGUAUUCUAUAGAAGUGUCGAGCGUUCGAAACAGCUCGAAGCUCUAUGCGGUGUGUAUUUGAAGACUUUCCUACCAGACAGAUAGCAAAGAAGAAUACUAGUCUUUGCUGUUGGAAGCAGGGCUUGGAAGGAGUUCGUUCUAUGGCAGAGGCCCACCACAAUUCUGUACAUAUGGGCUCCCUU
Molecule: messenger RNA, 1441 nt
Organism: Westerdykella ornata
Lineage: Eukaryota; Fungi; Ascomycota; Dothideomycetes; Pleosporales; Sporormiaceae
Product: nucleotide-diphospho-sugar transferase
Exons: 2
Coding region: 94-1215 (373 amino acids)
Molecular function (GO): glycosyltransferase activity
Source: RefSeq, a predicted model, not a curated record